CUGAUUUCGCUUGUGACGUCUGUCAACUUGCAAAUCAAGUAAAUCGUGACUUUCAAAAUAUAAGUUUACAUUGUUGGACUUUCCGUUUUCUUCAAAUAAAAAGCAAUUUUUAGAUACAUAAAUCAUGCCUAAGGUUUCUGUUAAAGUCAAAUGGGGUAAGGAGACAUUCCCCGGCGUGGAAGUCAACACAGAUGAUGAUCCGGUGGUGUUCAAGGCACAGAUAUUUGCCUUAACUGGUGUCCAACCUGAAAGACAAAAAGUAGUCUGCAAAGGUGUCACUCUUAGAGACGAUUCUUGGGCCAACUUUAAACUUACCAAUAAUGCCUUAGUGCUGGUGAUGGGUAGUAAAGAAGAAGAUGUGCCAUCAGCGCCAGUGGAAAAAACUAAAUUUGUAGAAGACAUGAAUGAGUCAGAGUUGGCUACUGCUCUGGACCUCCCUGAGGGUUUGGUCAAUUUAGGCAACACAUGCUACAUGAAUGCAACAGUGCAAUGCCUCAAGACUGUCCCAGAACUUAGAAAUGCCUUACUUAAUUAUGACCAAUCCUCUGGAGGUGGUACCGCAGGUGGUCUAACAUCAGCGCUCAGUGACACAGUGCGAGCGCUAGAAGGCGGGGGCGCCGGUUCGUGCGCAGCAGCAGCUGCACGUUUGCUGCAAGCUCUGCACGAUGCAGCACCUCGCCUGGCUGAGUGGGGCUCCGAUGGGCACCUGGCACAGCAGGACGCUUCUGAGUGCUGGACGGAGAUAGUGAGGGCGCUAAGGAUGAGGCUGCCCAUGCCGGCACCGGAAAGCAAGUCAUUCAUCGAGAAAUAUUUUGGUGGUACCUUGGAUGUGGAACUAGUGUGCAGUGAGGCAGAUGAGCCACCGACCAAAUCGUCAGAGUCUUUUCUACAGCUCUCCUGUUUCAUCUCGCAGGAUGUGAAAUACUUGCAGUCUGGACUCAGAUCUAAAAUGUCAGAACAAAUCACGAAACUGUCACAGACACUAGGAAGAGAUGCUGUUUAUACGAAAACAAGCAAAAUUAGUCGUCUGCCCGCAUACCUGACAGUGCAAUUCGUUAGGUUCUACUACAAAGAGAAAGAGUCGAUUAAUGCGAAAAUACUGAAGGACGUAAAAUUUCCUCUCGACUUAGAUGUGUAUGAACUUUGCUCGCCGGAACUGCAAGAGAGACUGACUCCUAUGCGGAAUAAGUUUAAGGAAAUUGAAGAUGCAUCCGUCGAAUCGUCUCUUGCAUCGCGAAACAAGAAUCAAGGCGACAACCAGAACUUCAGGAAAAAUAAAUUAAUGCCCUACUGGUUUGAGGACGACAUCGGCAGCAACAACAGCGGCUACUACCGGCUGCAGGCCGUGCUGACGCACCGCGGCCGCUCGUCCUCCUCCGGCCACUACGUCGCGUGGGUCGCGCGCGGCGCCACCUGGCUGCGCUGCGACGACGACUCCGUCACCCCCGUCACGGAGGAGGAGGUGCUCAAGCUGAGCGGCGGAGGUGACUGGCACUGCGCGUACCUGCUGCUGUACGGACCCAAAGUGUUAGAGAUCCCCGAUGAAGAGGAACCCAUGGUCACUGAGGUCACAGAAGAUAGAUCUGGAGAGCCGCCCACUGCGCUUGCGUAGACCGCUGCAAACCUGGGAACAAUUCGCGCAUUGACGUACUGUAAACACCUAGACCCAAUCGCCUAUAAAAGGUCUUUUGUUUUGUAGCAAACGGAGAUAAAUGUUUUAAAACAGUUUUAAGUUCAACCUAAUUACAACCUUGAUACCUAUGAAUAAAGUCGAAAAUCGUAAAGAUUCUCCAAUGCUUACAUUUGCCUAAUGAUGCGUGGGUAGAAUUUUGCUUCGGACAUUUGAGCGUGAUUAUAAGUCUAGUUGUUUACUGUACGUAAAUGAUUCUGCGCCAGAAGUUGUGAAAAAUAAAAUAAAAAUAAAAACGACAUGAUAUUUAAUACAAGAAUUAUAAUUGUAUGGCUUUUUAUUAAUAAAAAUGCUUGACGUUC
Messenger RNA from Zerene cesonia (dogface butterfly), 1992 nucleotides. It is a transcript of the gene Usp14, whose product is annotated as ubiquitin carboxyl-terminal hydrolase 14. Gene Ontology annotation, molecular function: protein binding; cysteine-type deubiquitinase activity; proteasome binding. NCBI's taxonomy places the organism in Eukaryota, Metazoa, Arthropoda, Insecta, Lepidoptera, Pieridae. Gene Ontology annotation, biological process: proteasome-mediated ubiquitin-dependent protein catabolic process; protein deubiquitination; regulation of proteasomal protein catabolic process. The record is from RefSeq and is a predicted model, not a curated record. Bases 125 to 1612 code for a protein of 495 amino acids. The transcript is spliced from 11 exons.